AUGCAGCCAGUACGAUCCCAGCAAAGAGCCCCCGGGAGCUUCUCUCCCUUGCCCGGGAGUGUUUCUUCGGCCUCAACUGCCGCAGCCGCAGCCGCAUCUUCAUCUUCCUUAUUCUCUUCACCAAACCCUCCGAGGCCUCAAAUACGCAGGAUAGAUACAUCUUCGAGCGACGAUACCAUAUCUCUUCCUAAGACGAGAGGCCCUCAGAGCCCCGUCACUACCGUCACCAGCCCUUCUUAUGCCAACAGCCCACACAAUUUCUCUCGUCCGACUAGACCUAGCAUCGAACUUCCUCAACCACGAACCUCUUCACCCUUGACCUUACCUCCUACCCGCGCCAGCCACGUGAGGAAACAUUCACAGACUCAAGGUCUAUUUGAGCCCACCUUACCAUCCACAAGCACGUCCAAUCUCUCCCACGUCGCUAUGGCCCAAGCCCAAGCCCAAGCUCAAGCGCAGGCCCAGAGCCAAUCCGUCGGCGGGCUGUCAGCUAGUCAAAUAGCUGCUCAGGCUGCUGUAAUGCAGCACCAACAACAUAGUCGCCAUCGAUCGCAAACUGUCCCAUUUCCUGGUAGCGACAGCCACGAUACCGCAAAGAGGCCCGGACCCAAGCCGGCUACUGGUCAUCGCAGCCCACCUAUGUUAAGCCUUACCGAGGCGAGUGCUCCGCGGGAUAAUGGCUUUAGCGCUCAAGGUUAUCAUAAUGGCCUGCUAGGAAGUCAUGCUGCUGCCGCUGCCGCUGCGAACGUCGUCUUUCCAAGAUCACCUCAAUCUUCGCCAGGAUUACCACCCCCCGAACAAGCUGCACCAACGCCCCCAGCUAUCCCCGAGAAGCCUGUGAAGGCAGAGAAAUCUAAAGUCAAGCUAUUUUCCCGUCCUAAGAAGAUAGAUACGAAAGGUGAUGCGAAAGAGCGGCCAUUGCCGAGUCCUGGAAAGAUCGGUUCUGCUCUAGCGUCUUUACAACGUGCCAAUUUCAGCACAACUAGUCUGGCAGACUCGUCAUCCUUUUAUAGCUUGGGAAACUCUUCUGCCGCCACUAUUCGCCCAGUCGACCCGUCCAUGGAUAGGGACAGCAGGGAAAAAGAUAAGGAGAAGAAACACCACUUUCUUUCGCGGCAAAAACAUAAGCUUAGCAGCAAAGACGAUUAUCACCUCCCCCUCUCCUCCGCUGCCAGUAAUUCGCGACCCGUCGACCCCAAUGCGCCGUCGAGCCUAUACAAUUUUAACAUACCACCAAGCCCUGGCCCAAACAACAAUAUAGGUAAAAGUGUUAGCGGGCUUGAUCUCCGACACGGAGGGCGCGCAUUACGCGAUAAGAGGAAGGACGACAACGAAUCUUCCUACGGCACAGGAUCUGAAUGGCCUGGACCAGCCAGCUUUGGAUCAGCGGCAGCUGCUACACAUUCUUACCUCUCCGAACCUAUCGACUCGGGAAAAUACGGGCUUCAUAAUAUGUCUUUGGAUGAUGCCUGGCCUUAUCUAAGAGCUAAGCUACUAGUCAUAUUCGAAGGUGAAGAUUUGCGAUCGCCGGUGGAAGACUUCAACCGCGUCGUAAAUAUGCAUAUCCAAUACUGCAUACAGCGUCGCUCGGCUCACAUCAUUGUUGAUGAUCUACGAGAUCUCCUCUCAACCGGCUUCGCUUCACUCGACCAUACAUUGCGCAAAACCUCUGAGGAUAGGUUGAUUCCUUCGUUGGUAGAGCUCUGGAUUUUCACGUUCACAAGUAUCCUACCCUAUAUGCAGGCUGUCUUCCUACCGCUAGACUUGGAAUUUUCCGGCUGUGGAACUCUCUUGACUCCUGAACAAGCACGGGACUUCUGGGGCGGAGUCAUAGCCGACCUGCCAGUGCCAAACACCCAUCCUAGCGGACCGAAUUUUGAGACCCACCUAUCGCCAGCGUCUAGCGUCCUCGAUGUACGGCGGCUCGUGCUCAUAUCUUACCGGGAUUCCCUAAUCUUGCCUAGGUAUGAGAAACUCAAGACGAUAUUCUCGCGAUUAUCUCUCGAGCACCUGCCGUCAUCCCUCUCCUCCCUCGCGUUAGCGUCGCCGCCACUUUUGAAUGACAGUAUCGCAACUCUCUCUACAUCGCCGAGCGAUGGAUUCUCAGGUCGUCCCGGGACGGCAAUGUCGUUGGACCCGAGCAUCGCAAGCUACAAUUCGACCUCUACUACGGUCUUUGGCAACGACUCGAACCCGUCGCGAAGUCGGGCCAUCAGCAACGUGUCAUUCGGCAGCGGCGUGUCGGACCCUGCGUCUACUGGCACCGGAGGUCUACUUAGGCCAUUCACGCCGCAGAUGAGAGACAACGAUCGGGGCGGUAGGGAAAUUCUAGGCAGCGUACGGGAACAAAAUGUCGAGGAUAGCAAGCAGGUUACGGAGAUGGUGGGUCGCAUGCUUCAGUGCAUGAGCGUGCUAGCAAGCGUCGACACAGGCAUCAACGUCUCCAGUACCGACGAAGCAAGCAAAAUGGUGGCAGAGUUGGGUCGACUGCUAAAGCUGAACUGGUUGGGUAGAGGCCGAACAGGCAGGAACCGGAGGGGUAUGGUUGGUGGGAGGGUUAAGAGGCAGGAGAAUAACAACUCCAUCAACCACGGCAUUUUAAGGGAAGGAAUACGCGAAGGUGUUGAGGUUGUUUGA
Molecule: messenger RNA, 2637 nt
Organism: Annulohypoxylon maeteangense
Lineage: Eukaryota; Fungi; Ascomycota; Sordariomycetes; Xylariales; Hypoxylaceae
Product: HbrB-like protein
Exons: 1
Coding region: 1-2637 (878 amino acids)
Biological process (GO): TORC2 signaling
Cellular component (GO): TORC2 complex
Source: RefSeq, a predicted model, not a curated record